AUGGAGGACAGUUGCCCCGAAGAUGAGCUAUUGGAUUUGGCCAUUGCUCGCCAAGAUGAAGGGCGCUUCGCCGAAGCCUUUGCUCUUCACAAGAGGCGCAUGAUGGCCGAGCCCCGGCUACACAAGACAGAUGCUGUGCGACUUUUGGGAUGGAAUAACUCCACAAGACAACAAGUGCCUGAGCUUGAAGGGAUUUUUGCGGCGACUCGUGUGGGCCAAUCCUUUCGUCCUCUACUACAUGAUGUGGAGUCUAAUAACAAGAGCAUGGGUCAAUCAGCUCGACAAGUCUUUGACCACUAUGGAUAUUGCCUCGAUGCUGGCAGGCAAAUUCUACUGACAUUGCUGGGUUCAGUAGAGGAUGAUCACCAGCAACAACGCAUCUUUAGUGGCAAUUCCUUCUUCAAUCAUCGACACGACCUGCCAGCCUUGGAAUUACAUGUACUACACGACAACAAUACUGACCAUCCAAAACCAACCAUGGGAUUGAAUGUGCUCUUGUAUCUCUUUCUAUUUGGCUUGGCGGUGGAAAGGGACUUGGUUAUCCAGGCCAUUGGCCAGGACGAAUGCAAUGCCCUGUUCAGAGCUGGAUUACUUCAACCAAGUCUCGCUUUACAAGGAGAUGUGGUGGCGUCAGUGCAAGUGUAUCCUCUAAGUACCUCUGAUCUCUUUCCCAGUGAUGGUACUACCAAUAAUUCAUCCUCAUCAGAGAAGAGCAAUAAUACACUGCUACUGUUACCGACUGACUGGCCUCUGGAAUCCUUUCACCCCAAACGAAAUGCCAUUAUGCCCAUUGGAUACGACACGCUUGAAUUAUGUGCCCUUUCCGCGGGAGAUGAUAAUAUUCGGACAGAGGGACCCAACAACAUUCUCGACCUAUGUUGCGGUUGUGGCGUACAGGGCUUGCUGUGGAUCACCUGCCACCCGAAUUCUUGGUCACAGUUGGUACUGGUGGACAUUAAUCCACGAGCCUGUCACUACGUCAUGGCAUCCUUGGCAUUGAAUGGACUCUUGAGGAUGGAGAACAACAACAAGAUUCAUGUGUUGCAAGGCAACUUGUACGAUCCAAUCCGUGUGCACCUGUCCGAAGACAUGACAUUCCAACGCAUCUUGACCAAUCCGCCCUUUGUGGCAGACUUUUGUAAUACCACGACCGAUGGUGGAGCUCUUUACGCCGGGAGUGGAAUCUGUGGAUUGGAUGCCGUUCAUGAUAUUGUGAACCGGUGCUUUCAGUACCUUGCAGCUGACGACAAUGGCCAACUGUUGAUGGUGACAGAACUACCCAAUGUGCAGCAAAGUUGCCAGCUCCUUGAAAGCUUUCUGGCACCACCAAAGGAAGAUAGCAGGAACAACAAGGAGCACAGUAUAUCUAUUGCUUAUGUGGUGGCAGAUGUUGAAACGGUUCAAGAGUAUGCACAAGAACGCGCGGAAGAACGAGGAACCAGUACAAACCAUCAUCAACGAAACCAAUGGGAAGCAGAUAUGCAACAACACGGAAUACAUAACCGAGCACUGGUGCUGGCCGCCAUUGGACAAUCAUCAUCGAUGGGGCAGGGAUCUAUCCUGCGGCUAUUCCCGUACGAGGACCAAACUUGGAGCGGAAGUGAUGCUGUACUCGAAGAUCCAGCAGACGAAGAUGACGCUUUCCUCACACUCGCUGGAGUCAUGUUUGCAAGGAAUGCGCUGCUGAGCGGGAAUGGAGCAUGA
This is a messenger RNA of Seminavis robusta, 1704 nucleotides long. NCBI's taxonomy places the organism in Eukaryota, Bacillariophyta, Bacillariophyceae, Naviculales, Naviculaceae. The record is from the annotation of a GenBank genome assembly.